Molecule: messenger RNA, 1781 nt
Organism: Pleuronectes platessa (European plaice)
Lineage: Eukaryota; Metazoa; Chordata; Actinopteri; Pleuronectiformes; Pleuronectidae
Gene: cnot6l
Product: CCR4-NOT transcription complex, subunit 6-like
Exons: 12
Coding region: 126-1781 (551 amino acids)
Biological process (GO): nuclear-transcribed mRNA poly(A) tail shortening
Cellular component (GO): cytoplasm; CCR4-NOT complex; nucleus
Molecular function (GO): protein binding; poly(A)-specific ribonuclease activity
Source: RefSeq, a predicted model, not a curated record
GCCGUAUUUGUUGUUCUUCCCCGUGCUUCCGGGACGUUGAGGGUCUGCGCGGGUUCGAUGCUUAUGCCUCCUCCGGCUCCGCCAGUGACCCGUGUUCCUUCGGCCCCGCAUGCAGAUUAACAGGUAUGCCAAAGGAAAAAUAUGACCCUCCAGAUCCCCGCCGAUGUUACACCAUCAUGUCAUCCGAGGACGUAGCCAAUGGGAAGAAGUCUUACUGGGCUGAGCUGGAGAUCUCUGGGCGGGUGAGGAGUCUGAGCAGCUCGCUGUGGACGCUCACUCACCUGACGGCGCUGCACAUCAACGACAACAACCUGAGCCGCAUCCCGCCGGACAUCGCCAAGCUGCCACACCUGGUGUACCUGAACCUGUCGUCCAACAAGCUGCGGAGCCUGCCCGCCGAGCUGGGCAACAUGGUCGCUCUCAGGGAGUUGCUUUUAAACAACAAUCUUUUGCGAGUUCUGCCUUACGAGCUUGGGAGGCUGUUCCAGUUACAAACCCUGGGGCUGAAAGGAAAUCCUUUGUCCCAAGAUAUCCUGAAUCUGUACCAGGAGCCGGACGGAACCAGGAAGCUCUUGAACUACAUGCUCGACAAUCUGGCCGUGCACCCAGAGCAGCUCCCCCAAAGACCCUGGAUCGCGCUGAAGGAGCGAGACCAGAUGAUGCCGGCAGCCGUGUUCACGGUCAUGUGCUACAACGUGCUGUGUGACAAGUACGCCACGCGGCAGCUGUACGGCUACUGUCCGUCCUGGGCCCUCAACUGGGAGUACCGGAAGAAAGGCAUCAUGGAGGACAUCACCGGCUGUGACGCUGACAUCAUCAGUCUCCAGGAGGUGGAGACGGAGCAGUACUACGCCAUGUUUCUGGAAACGCUAAAGGAGCACGGCUACGACGGCUACUUCUGUCCAAAGUCUCGCGCCAAACUGGUUUCUGAGCAGGAGAGGAAACACGUGGACGGCUGCGCUGUGUUCUUUAAGACUGAGAAGUUCACGCUGAUCCAGAAACACACGGUGGAGUUCAACCAGGUGGCCAUGGCCAACUCGGAGGGCUCCGAGGUCAUGCUGAACAGAGUGAUGACCAAAGACAACAUCGGCGUGGCCGUGCUGCUCGAGGUUAACAAGGACAUGUUCUCCGGCGGCAUGAAGCCUCCACAGGAGAAGCAGCUGAUCCUGGUGGCCAACGCCCACAUGCACUGGGACCCCGAGUACUCGGACGUGAAGUUGAUCCAAACCAUGAUGUUCCUGUCGGAGCUGAAGAGCAUCGCUGAGAGGGCCGCGGGCUCCACCGGCUCGCCGACCUCCGACCCCUCCUCCGUGCCCAUCGUCCUGUGCGCCGACCUCAACUCGCUGCCCGACUCCGGUGUGGUUGAGUUCCUGAGCAACGGAGGCGUGUCUGAGAACCACAAGGACUUCAAGGAGCUCCGCUACAGCGACUCUCUGACCAACUUCAACUGCAACGGCAAGAACGGCACCUCGGACGGGAGCAUCACCCACAGCUUCCAGCUGAAGAGCGCCUACGACAGCAACCUGAUGCCUUACACCAACUACACCUACGACUUCAAGGGCGUGAUCGACUACAUCUUCUUCUCCAGGAACCACAUGAGCGUACUGGGCCUACUGGGGCCACUGGACAGCCAGUGGCUCACCGACAACAACAUCACGGGGUGCCCCCACCCCCACAUCCCCUCGGACCACUUCUCCCUGCUGGCCCAGCUGGAGCUGCGCCCCUCCCUGCCCCACCCGCUCAACCCCCUCAACGGGCUGCACCUGCCCGUCAACAGGUAG